CACCCGGUAAUUGCCGAGUAUGUCCGACAGGGAGAACUGUUUGUAAACAAAACAGUUUUCCUCCGUCAGCUCGUGCACACUGCUUUGGAUGGCUGUGCACAGCCAUGCAAAGCAAUGUGCUUAGAGUGAAGCACACAGACACAGCUUAUAGUAAAACAGCACACAGUUUAACCCUAUGAUCGCUUCUCAUGUUAACCCCUUCCUGCCCAGUGCCAUUAGUACAGUGUCAGUGUUUCUUUUUAGCACUGAUCACUGUAUUGUUGUCACUGGGAUGUCAGUGACACCAAGUCAGUUCCUCCCAGUGUCAGAAUGCUCUUCACAGUCCCGCAGUGCUGCUAUAAGUCGCUGAUCGCCGCCAUUACUAGUAAAAAUUUAAAAAAAAUCCCAGUAUAUAUACCGCCA
Molecule: messenger RNA, 402 nt
Organism: Staurois parvus
Lineage: Eukaryota; Metazoa; Chordata; Amphibia; Anura; Ranidae
Source: the annotation of a GenBank genome assembly